This is a messenger RNA of Ctenopharyngodon idella (grass carp), 9599 nucleotides long. RefSeq names its product gastrula zinc finger protein XlCGF57.1-like. The record is from RefSeq and is a predicted model, not a curated record. The transcript is spliced from 3 exons. Gene Ontology annotation, cellular component: nucleus. The coding region runs from base 62 to 1825 and encodes 587 amino acids. Gene Ontology annotation, molecular function: DNA-binding transcription factor activity, RNA polymerase II-specific; RNA polymerase II cis-regulatory region sequence-specific DNA binding. NCBI's taxonomy places the organism in Eukaryota, Metazoa, Chordata, Actinopteri, Cypriniformes, Xenocyprididae. Gene Ontology annotation, biological process: regulation of transcription by RNA polymerase II.
CGACAUGACGUCAUAAGACUGCGCCGCGCUCCUGCAUCUGUUGUGAUUCUGAUGAAGAAAGAUGGCGUUUAUUAAAAAGGAGAGUGAAGACAUGAAGAUUGAUUUUAUUAAAGAGGAGAGUGAAGACAUGAAGAUUGAAGAAACAUUCAGAGUGAAACAUGAAGAUACUGAGGAACAAACAGAUCUUAUGGCACUGAAAGAGGCGAGUCAUGAACUUUAUGAAAAAGAAGAAGAGAAAAAACAUAAUUUCGUGACUGGAGAAAGAUCAACACAGGUUUCUUCGCAAAAAGAAGCUCAAAAGACAAAAACUAAAAGUUAUUUCACCUGCCAACAGUGUGGAAAGACUUUUGAUCAACAUAGAAACCUUCAAGUCCACUUGAGAGUUCACACUAGAGAGAGUCCCUUCACUUGCCAACAGUGUGGAAAGAGUUUCACACAAAAAAAACACCUUAAAGUUCACGUGAGAAUUCACACUGGAGAGAAACCUUUCACCUGCCAGCAAUGUGGACAGAGUUUCAGUCGAAAAGGACACCUUAUAGCUCAUAUGAGAGUUCACACUGGAGAGAAACCUUUCACCUGCCAACAAUGUGGACAGAGUUUCAGACAUAAAGAAACCCUUAAAGACCACAUGAGAAUUCACACUGGAGAGAAACCUUUCACCUGCCAACAGUGUGGAAAGAGUUUCACACAAAAAGGAAGCCUUAAAGGCCACAUGAGAAUUCAUACUGGAGAGAAACCUUUCACCUGCCAGCAAUGUGGACAGAGUUUCAGACAUAAAGGAAACCUUAUAGUCCACAUGAGAGUUCACACUGGAGAGAACCCAUUCACCUGCAAACAGUGUGGAAAGAGUUUCAGUCAAAAAGGAAGCCUUAUAGCCCACAUCAGAAUUCACAUUAGAGAGAACCCUUUCACUUGCAAACAGUGUGGAAAGAGUUUCAGUAGAAAAGGAAACGUUAUAGUCCACAUGAGAGUUCACACUGGAGAAAAGCCUUAUACCUGUCAAGAGUGUGGAAAGAGUUUCAGUCGAAAAGGAAGUCUUAUAACACAUGUGAGAAUUCACACUGGAGAGAGCCCAUUCACCUGCCAACAGUGUGGACAGAGUUUCAGUGAGAAAGGAAACCUUAUAGCCCACAUGAGCUCUCACACUAGAGAAAAGCCUUACACCUGCACUCUAUGCUGGAAUGGCUUCGCACGGGAUCGAAACCUCAGGCAACACAUGAGAAUUCACACUGGAGAGAAGCCAUUUACAUGUGAUCAGUGUGGAAAGAGUUUCAUUCGAAAAGGAAGCCUUAAAGUCCAUAUGAGCACUCACACUGGAGAAAAGCCUUACACCUGCACUCUGUGCGGGAACGGCUUCACAGGGGAACGAAGCCUUAGGGAACACAUGAAUAUUCACACCGGAGAGAAGCCAUUUACAUGUGAUCAGUGUGGAAAGAGUUUCAGAUUUAAAGGUAACCUUAAGGGCCACACGAUGAGUCACACUGGAGAAAAGCCUUACAUCUGCACUCUGUGCGGAAAUGGCUUCACACGGGAACAAAGCCUCAGGCAACACAUGAGAAUUCACACUGGAGAGAAGCCUUUUACAUGUGAUCAGUGUGGAAAGAGUUUCAGUCAAAAAGAAAGCCUUAAAGUCCACAUGAGCACUCACACUGGAGAAAAGCCUUACACCUGCACUCUGUGCGGGAAUGGCUUCACACGGGAACGAAGCCUUAGGGAACACAUGAAUAUUCACACUGGAGAGAAGCCAUUUACAUGUGAUAAGUGUGGAAAGAGUUUCAGAUUUAAAGGUAACUUUAAGGGCCACAUGAGGAUUCACUUGAAAUAGAACUCUUUUAGAAGUCGUCACUGUGGAAAGAGCAGAGGUGAAAAGAGUACCUGAAAACCAUACUUGAAUAAAAGUACAGAUACCUUACAGCAAAAAUUACUCCAUUGCAAGUUACAAGUCACCAAUUCUAAUACAACUUGAGUAAAGAUCUUGGAGUAUCUGACUUUAACAGUACGCAAGUUUUUUUACUCAUGCUGAAUUUAGGCUUGAAGAUGCACUAGUCCAGAAAUGCCAGUGAAAUUAAGAAAAAAUGUAUUUGAUUGAUGGAAAUCAUGUUUAUUUUCUAAAAUCAAAAUAAAAUUGAACAGCUCAAUAUUGCAAUAAAUCAAGGUCGACACAACAGCCUUAAUGUUAAAAGUGUAAAACUCCCGCUGUUCACAAAGCUUACGCUACGUCCUAUGCCUUUUUUAUAGGUUGUUUGCACAUGACGUCAUUGCAGGUGAAAUGCGUCUGGAGGGCAAGGAGUAAUUUUUCUAUAUAGGAAUCCUAUCACAAACUCAAAAUUCCUAUUGUUUUGCAUUGUUAUGGUUGCUUAAAUCCAUGAAACCGAGAAACCACAAUGAGCUUUUAUCAUUUACGUAACUUGUAUCGUUUUUUAACUUUAAAAGUCACCUUUUGUAGCGUUUUGCGUCUGCUGAUACUGAAAUGAAUAUGGAUACCUGCUUACCUUUUUUGUUUUUGACUUGGUUAAAUAUUCACAUUCUUCAUGGUAUCAUUUGCAGUGAAGAGAAGAUAUUUUAUCCCAUUGAAUGGUAAUUUGGUGUUUUCACUUAAGUUUUGUAGAAUUCCGUUCACAAUGUUUAUCUGGUUCCCAAAUGUAAUGUUAAUUAUUAAACCAAACAAAAUACACUUUCAAAAACAAUCAGCAGUGUGAUUAUUUUAUUGAGUAAUAGGGAGUGGGUUCAAUCAGUGACAUUAUUAGAUUUGAUAUACGCCGUCUCCCCGUCACCUCCUCAACCUGCUUCCUUUAGUGUUUUUACACGUAGAAAAGGUGAAAAUUGUAUUACACCGUCCAGUUUUUUCCCUGAUCGAUGAUGCGAGCUCCUGUUGCAAUUCUCGAUUCAGCAUAAAUGACCUACAAUGGUGACAUUUUUCACAAUCACAACAGAAAAUCAAAAUAAUGCCGUCACUGGUAGAAAGACAGCGCAAUAUAAACAAACCCAGACCUGAAUGCGUGGUGUGACGGCAGCUUCACGUUCUCUAUAUAUAUAUAUAUAUACCUCCUCGAUGGCAGUUAAGCCUUUCAAUUCAGUAGAAAAAUCGCUCCUCUUCAUAACAUAAGGUUCACGUCCAAAAUAUGUUGUAAGGUUUAUAAUGGUUGUGAAUGGUAACCCACAUUCUGAAGACAGAAAAAAUGCAUACAUCCAUAGGAGGACUAAGGAUAUUUUUAAAUAUAUCUCUGAUUGUGUUCAUCUGAAAGAAGAUUGUCAUAUAAACUUAGGAUGGCUUGAGGGUGAGUAAAUCAUGGGAUAAUUUUCAUUUUGGGGUGAACUAUCCCUUUAAGUGUCUUGCUCUAAGUGAAUUAAGGACUACAAUGAUGACAACUCAAAAUGGCCACCCUCAACCUCUGAAUCAGCUAAUAGUGAGCCUGCAAGGGUGAAGUCACAGCAGCAUGACACUAAUUAUUUAAUGUAAUUAUAAUAAAAUCAUUAAUGAAUUUAUGUUUAAAAAUUGCUUUGCAUUGUGCAAAAUUCUCAAAUUAGUAUUGAUGCUGAGGAAUCCUUUUCUAUGUCAUCUCAUUUACAGUUGGAUUGAUGAUGUGAACAUGAGUUUCAUCAAUGGCUCCAACAACUCCAGGAAAGCCCGAAAUCCUCAUAAAAAUAGCUUCCUUUUGCCAUGUUUUUGACGGUCAGUUUGAAAGACAACUACCAAACAGUAGUGGCCAAAAAUGUUUGGCUUAGGAAAAUUUACAUAUUCACCCUUUAUUCAAAUAUUAUUAAAAAUGUCUUAAAGGUUUUGUAAGCACAUUGCGUAGUUGUGCUUGGAGUCAAUUAUCUUACUUGUGUUUAAUUGUGUGACAUAAUUUUAGGCCAGGCUGUCAUACAAAUAAAUUAUUAGCACAUGCAAAAACGAGAGAGGACCAAUGAAAUAUUAAUAACUGAUUGCGCUGCAAAUCAAUGUAUGUUUUUCCCCCUGUUAGCUUUGUUUUUCUAAAACCUGUAGCUGUAGUUUUUCUUCAGGGGUGUCCAUUACACUCGCGUAUCCCUGGACAAUGCUCCUGUUCUCCGGGCGGAGAUUGCUGUCCUCCUGGUGGAGGAUGCAAUCGAGCCAGUCCCUCCAACCGAUAUGGAGUCAGGGUUCUACAGCCUUCAUUGUACCCAAGAAGGGUGGUGGGUUAAUGCCAAUCCUGGAUCUGCGUGUCCUGAAUCGGUCCCUUCACAGGCUGCUGUUCAAGAUGCUUACACAGAAACACAUUUUCGAAUGCAUCCGUCCCCGGGAUUGGUUUGCAGUGACCGACCUGAAGGACACGUACUUUCAUGUCUCGAUUCUGCCUCGACACUGACCCUUUCUACGGUUUGCGUUCGAGAGUCGGGCAUAUCAGUACAAAGUUCUAACUUCGGGCUGGCCCUGUCGCCUCGUGUCUUUACAAAGGUUGUGGAGGCGGCCAUUGUUCCGCUCAAGGAACAGGGCGUUCGCAUCCUCAACUACCUCGAUGACUUACUCAUCCUGGCCAGCUCACGGGAGCAGUUGUGCGAACACAGGGACAUGGUGUUAGCUCACCUCAGCUGAUUGGGUCUUUGGGUCAACUGGGACAAGAGCAAACUUGCCCUCAGGCAGAGGAUCUCUUAUCCCGGUAUGGAACUGGACUCGGUCGUCUAGACAGCACGCCUCACCGAGGAGCGCGUCCGGUCAGUGUUGAACUGCCUAGGUAAGCUCAAGCGCAGGACAGCGGCCCCACUGAAACUUUUUCAGAGGCUCCUGGGGCAUCCACAGCUGCAGUCACGCCACUUGGAUUGCUUCAUAUGAGGCCGCUUCAGCACUGGCUUAAUGGCCGGGUCCCGUGGCAGCGUGGUACGUUCCGUGUCCCCGUGACACUGAACUCCUGUCGCACCCUCACUCAGUGGUCAGACCCUUCGUUCCUGCGGGCAGGAGUUCCCCUCGAACAAGUGUCCAGGCAUGCUGUGAUAUACACAGAUGCUUCUGCCACCGGGUGGGGAGCCACGUACAACGGGCAUGCAGUAUCAGGUCUGUGGACGGGGCCUCAACUGCAUUGGCAUAUCAAUUGCCUCGAGUUGUUAGCAGUACGUCUUUCACUGGGCCGCUUCAAGGACCUGCUGACAGACAAGCACGUACUGGUCCGCUUAGACAGCACUGCAACCGUUGCGUACAUCAACCAUCACGGUGGUCUACACUCCCGUCGCAUGUCGGAACUCGCCCACCAUCUCUUGCUAUGGAGUCAGAAGCAUCUGAGGUCUCUUCAUGCCAUUCACGUCCCAGGCGUGCUCAACCGUGCCAUUGACGAGCUCUCACGGCAGCCUCCGCUUCCGGGCAAAUGGAGACUCUAUCCCCAGGUGGUCCAGCUGAUUUGGCAGUGUUUUGGGGCCGCACAGAUAAAUCUGUUUGCCUCCCUGGACACAGCCCAUUGCCAGUUGUUUUAUUUCCUGACCGAGGGCACUCUCGGCAUGGAUGCUCUGGCACACAGCUGGCCCCGGGGCCUACGCAAAUAUGCGUUUCCCCCAGUGAGCAGGGAGGACGAGGAGCAGGUCUUGCUAGUGACUCCGUAUUUACCCACUCGGACCUAGUUUUUGGAUCUGACACUCCUCGCGACAGCACCUCCUUGGCCCAUUUCUCUGAGGAAGGACCUUCUGACUGAGAGACGGGGCACCCACUGACACCCACGUCCCAACCUCUGGAAACUCCAUGUCUGGUCCCUGGACGGGACGCAGAGGUUCUAAGUGAUCUCCCCCAGUCGGUUGUAGACACUAUCACUUCUGCUAGAGCUCCUUCUACUAGGAACCUCUAUGCGUUGAAGUGGAACCUGUACGUCGAAUUGUGUUUCUCUCACCGAGAGGACCCCGAUCAUGUCCGGUCAGGUCUGUGCUUUCCUUCCUGCAAGAGGCCUUGGAGCGAAGGCUGUCUCCCUCCACCCUCAAGGUAUAUGUUUCCGCUAUUGGCACACAUCACGAUGCAGUUGAUGGUAACUCUUUGGGGAAGCAUGACCUGAUCGUCAGGUUCCUGAGUGGGGCAAGGAGACUGAAUCCGCCUUGCCCUUCCUCUAUACCCUCUUGGGAUCUUUCCCUGGUACUUACAUCUCUUUGGGGUCAUCCCUUUGAGCCUUUGAAGUCAGUGGAGUUAAAAGCACUGUCACUUAAGACAGUCCUCCUGGUUGCAUUGGCCUCGGUUAAGAGGGUAGGGGACCUGCACGCAUUUUCGGUCGACGAAUCGUGCCCUGGUGCGCACCAAACAAGUGACUGAGACCGCUGAAAAGAUGGGUCUCGGUCUGGUUCCAAACGAACUCUGGUGCAGUUUUAAUGAUAUAUGAAUGCAACACAGACCAAAAACAUGUAAAUAACCAAAAACAGGAAGAUGAUACCCUAAAAAAGACAGAAUCCUCACGCAUACCGGUUUUGCCCAUGACAGGCAUCAGAUGCGCAUCUCCAAACAGCAGAUAAUUUGUGUGUGACGGAUGGAUUCCCAACGUUGUUUUGACUACUUUACACAUUUUAUAAGCUCUUCACGAGUUCCCAGCUGGCCAAAAUACAACGAGUGCAUUUACCUCAGCACACAGCAUUGUUUUGGAUGUUUGGUAAGUUCCGUCUCAAAAUAGGCAAUACGUCAUAAAAUCUGACCAAUCACGUUGUGAAUGUAUCCCUGUGCCUUUAGGUUCGGUAUCUUUUGGUUCAAUGAUAAAAUUGAACGCUAAUCAGACCAGGACUAAAUGUUUUUUUCUUUUCUUUUUUUGUCCGGACCGAACGAACCGAACUACAAGUGUGAACGCACCCUAAGAUAUGAGGAAAACCAUUCCAAGGCUAGACCCUGGAUACCAACUUGGUCUUUAAAGGCAGGAACACACCAAGCCGACGGUCGGCCGACUAAGAUUUCUCAGUGUGUUUCGCACCAUUGGUUGAAGUUGGUCCUUGUCGGCUUUUUUUUUUUUUCGAGUUCAAGUUCGACGGUUUGUUGGACCAUCUGAUCAUUCUGAUUGGCUGUUCAAAUGCUGCCACCUGCUGGUACGGAAAGGCAUUUCAUCUUACAAUUAUUUAUAUACAUGAUCUUGAGAAAAUUACUAGCAGUAUGUGCACCACUUUCACUAGUACAUUAGAUACUGCUGCACCGAUGAGAUUAAAAAAGGUCAGAGAGAAAAAUACUGUACCAUGGUACAACAGUAUUACUCACGCUAUCAAAAGAGAAACUCGUAAUCUAGAACGCAAAUGGAGACAAACUCGUUUAGAGGUCUUCAGAAUCGCGUGGAAAGACAGCACAUCCCGUUAUAGAAAGACUCUAAAAGCAGCCAGGGCCGAGCAUCUCCGCAAACUCAUAGAAAAUAACCAAAACAAUCCAAGGUUCUUAUUUAGUACAGUGGCUAGAUUAACAAAUAAACAGACAUCACCAGAACAAAACAUUUCAUUACAGUUUAGUAGCGAUGACUUUAUGAAAUUCUUUACUGAAAAAAUCGAAAGCAUCAGAAAUACAGUUGUAAAUGUACAACCCUUGACAGAGUUUUAUGAUUCAACCUCAAUUAUCGUCCCUCAAGAACAGUUGCAGUGCUUUACAACUAUAGGAUAGGAAGAGCUAAAUAAACUUAUCACAGCGUCUAAACCAACAACAUGUUUAUUAGAUCCAAUACCCACUAAACUACUGAAAGAAUUGUUACCUGUAGCAGAAGAGCCUCUUCUCAAUAUUAUUAACUCGUCUUUAUCUCUAGGUCAUGUUCCAAGACCGUUCAAGUUAGCAGUUAUUAAGCCUCUCAUUAAGAAACCACAAUUAGAUCCAAAUGUAUUGGCAAAUUACAGACCCAUUUCAAAUCUUUCAUUUAUAUCUAAAAUACUAGAAAAAGUGGUGUCGGUCCAAUUGUGCUCCUUCUUGCAAAAAAAUGCUAUCUAUGAAAAAUUUCAGUCAGGAUUCAGGCCUCAUCAUAGCACAGAAACUGCGCUCGUUAAAAUUACAAAUGACUUACUUCUAGCUUCUGACCAAGGCUGUAUCUCAAUACUAGUGUUACUUGAUCUCAGUGCUGCGUUCGACACUAUAGAUGAUAAAAUACUCCUAGAUCGACUACAGAAUUACACUGGUAUCCAGGGACAGGCAUUACGGUGAUUUAGGUCGUAUCUAUCAGACCGUCACAAUUUUGUUUAUUUAAACGGGGAAAAAUCUAAGAUAACGAUAGUAAAUUAUGGAGUGCCUCAAGGAUCUGUGUUAGGCCCUCUGCUAUUUUCAAUAUACAUGCUGCCACUUGGUAAUAUUAUAAGAAGACAUGGAAUUAGUUUCUACUGCUAUGCCGAUGAUACUCAAUUAUAUAUUUCAACACAACCAGAUGAAAACUCUAAAUUAUCCAAUCUGACAGAGUGUGUUAAAGAAGUAAAACAUUGGAUGACUAGUAAUUUUCUUCUAUUAAAUUCAGAUAAGACUGAAGUAUUACUUAGUGGGCCAAAAACCUGUACACAGAAUCUCUCAGACUACAGUCUGCAUUUAGAAGGAUGUACUGUUACUCCAUCCUCGACAGUUAAAGACCUGGGUGUUAUAUUAGACAGCAACUUGUCCUUUGAAAAUCAUAUUUCAUAUGUUACAAAAACAGCCUUCUUCCACCUCAGAAACAUUGCUAAGAUAAGGAAUAUGUUAUCUGUUUCUGAUGCAGAAAAGUUAGUUCAUGCUUUCAUGACGUCUAGACUAGAUUACUGUAAUGCAUUACUAGCUGGUUGCCCUGCUUCCUCAAUAAACAAGCUACAAUUGGUACAAAAUGCAGCUGCUAGAGUUCUUACCAGGUCAAGAAAAUAUGAUCAUAUAACACCAAUUUUAUCAUCUCUUCACUGGUUACCUAUUAAGUUCCGUAUCGAUUAUAAAGUACUGCUAAUGACCUAUAAGACUCUAAAUGGUUUAGCUCCUGUGUACUUAACCGAUCUUUUAUCGCCCUACAAUCCUUCACGCUCUUUAAGAUCACAAAACUCUGGACUUCUGGUUGUACCUAGGAUAGCUAAGUCCUCUAAAGGAGGGAGAGCGUUUUCACAUUUGGCUCCUAAACUCUGGAAUAGCCUUCCUGAUAAUGUUCGGGGCUCAGACUCGCUCACCCAGUUUAAAUCUAGAUUAAAGACGCAUCUCUUUAGCCAAGCAUUCACAUAAUCCAUCUCAUAUCAGAUCAAUUGCACAUGACUAUCUUUGACUAUCUUUGCUUAAUGUUAUGAACAGCAGCUAUGCUAAUUAUUCUCCAUUUGCUUUUCCGUUUUACCUCGGGACGCCCGUCCCGAAGUGACUAGAGAGUACAUCAGUUUCAGUUUGGAUCCAGCCUCUUAAGAAGACCUCGGAUGACUAAAACUUUGGAAGAGACAGCGGCAACUCCUGCGAUGACUUCAGAAGAAGCAACAUCUGGAUCAACACGCACAUUCGCAAAUUUCUAUAUAUCCUAAUUAUUGUUAAUAUGUAAUUCAUUUUUCCAGGAGCUCUUUGCUUCUACCUUCAAUUAAAUUGCUAACAGUGAUUGUAUAUUAAUUGCCUAAAUUAUUACAUUAUUAGCUAACUGCAUUCUCCAAAUUGUAAUGUUGACAUGCAUUCUCUGUAAAGCUGCUUUGAAAUGAUAUGUAUUGUGAAAAGCGCUAUACAAAUAAAUGUGAAUUGAAUUGAA